This is a messenger RNA of Cylindrotheca closterium, 3501 nucleotides long. The record is from the annotation of a GenBank genome assembly. Lineage: Eukaryota; Bacillariophyta; Bacillariophyceae; Bacillariales; Bacillariaceae.
AUGUCACCUGAUGUGACAUUGAUCAUUUUCCAGCAUUUGAGUAUUCAAGAAAUAUCGUCUGUUUCUCAAGUCUGCAAAGCAACGUUUGCAGCAAGCCGCAACCCUGACCUGUGGAAAAUGAAGUUUCGAUCACGUUGGAACUUUAGAGUAUCUGGAAACGAUGUAGACUGGUUUCUUACAUUCGUGAGUGCCUAUCGCCAUUGCCAUGACUUGUGGGUGACACAUUGGAAUGUUGUCUAUCCCUGUGAUGCCCUAUCUCCUGGCCGUUGUUGCAUCCAGCGACAUGAUACAUUCAGUGACAAGACCGAAGACAAGAAAUUUAGCAGUCAACAAACACUAUCUCCAUUUCAUCGUUUCGAUGACCCGAAAGAAGCGUGUAACAUACCCGAUGUGGUAGAAACAAGAGCUCAAGCCAUAGGGGUAGCAACUGCGCUUCGACUGCGACAGCAUUCAGAGUUGAACAUAACUGAGUACUCGUCUAAGCGAGCAAGACGUACAUUUUCGAGGUCUUCAACGAUGGAUAGGAGAAUUUCAGCUCAGCAAUUCGACGUUCAAUCACUCAGCUUUCUUACGGACGUUCUAUUCUUCAAUGUGCACUCAAAUCCUGACGAACUAUUGCAACUGGAAGAAAGGUUCUCAAAGUCAGAGCCAAUAGACAUUGACGACUCUGAGAAGUGCUUGCACAGUUGGCAUCUAGUUCAUUUCUCGAAUCCAGAUUUCAAUAAACCGAUGAGAUGGCGUGUUGCAGUGCAAAGGCCUGAUUGUUUUACAGUCUAUCCAUCUGAAGGAUACUUGCAGCCUGGGGAAUCUCAAGUGGUUGUAUUUGGUGUUACGCCUUCUGCUUCACUCCUGGUUCAGUCAAAAUUCCAGCUUGUUAGCGAGUGUAUCAAUUUGGAUACUCACUCUGGUAAGCAGGAAGCUUCUUCGUCCCACAACAUGCCGCGAAACCCCUUCCAGAUUCAAUAUCAGUAUGUGACGCCCAUUCCUUGUAACAUGUUUCACUGUGGACGUGGUCAUCGCACUCAACUCUCCCAGCAGAAUCUCCAUCCCAAACUGCGAAGUAUUUGGGACGACCUGUCAGCAUCACAUCUCGGUAUUCGAACUUUGAAUAUAUCAGCUCAUGUUCACAGUUCCUUUCCACUUUGUGAGUUCCGAAGGAACACUCUUUUUCCUCCUUUCGACUUAAGCUCGUCUUGCAAUAGACUUCAUCUAUUUUGCGCCCCCAGACUAAUGUAUUUGGAUCCCACAAGCUGGAGGGAUCUAGAAAAUAUUUCGAUGGAAGUUGAAGAAUCUGUAAGGGGCAAAAUUUAUCGGACAGAAGGCCCCUGUACCAAUUCGGGCCUUUUCUGGGGUGAAAGGCUUGAAGAAUUGGCCAAUGCGUUUGUUGUCGAGAAAAUAAACUGUGAAAUCCAAAAAGAUAGACGCAAUAAGAAAACGAAGCUGUCGGGAGAAUUAAUCAGAAUGCUGAUUGAUCAUAAGGAAAAGAGUCUUUCUGAUGAAACUAUCGAGUCAGCCUUCUCCGUGUUUAAAAAGAUGAUCAUGGAGUACCAAGAUGCCAGGUGGUUGUCACGAAGGCAGUUUAAAGUCUUCGCCGAAUGGAAGUCAGUCAUUCAUCAAAUCAGCAAGGAAACAGGAAACGACAGCCCCUCCUUGGCACUUGAAGACACCCCAACACAAAGUGAGGUGCGCCAGAGUAAAGGUGCAAAACGACAAUUGGAUUUGACUUCAGGAGAGCGAUACGCUAGUUUUAUGGAUGGAUUCGAAGGGAACCCAAUCCAUGGUCUCAAAUUGGCAGCCAAGAUCAUUUCUGAUCCCAAGACGGUUGCGUCGCUUGGGGUAUACGAAAGGAUAAGGUACCCGGGAACACUCUGUAGACGCUCACAAAUCCCCUGCCUCCCAGAUUUGAUUGUUCCAAAUCUCCGAAUGCCCAAGAUGAAACUCAAGGCACUUAUAUUUUCGCGGCAGAAAUUGGAGUAUUUCAAGGCGAACAAUGCCCUAGACUUGGAAGCCCUGUGUUUCGUGGAUAGCUUUUGUCGACAUCACGCAGCCAACCAUUGCAUGAACGAAUUGUCUCCACCAGAAUUUCUGGGAUGCACAAAGCCUCCUGAACCAGAUGAAAUAUCCGCUUGUUCGAAAACUGAAAGUGAAGAGCGCAAGGAUAGUAACAAUGCUCAUACUGCUACAGCCCCAGAAACCAGGGGUACGGAGGAGCAGCCGCGCAAUAACGCUAUGGCAGUACAGCGAAACGGUGGACAUCGAAGGAUUCCAAGACUGCUACGAUUGUUCGUCUAUCUAUCAACUCGUCUAGGUUUGUUCGCGGAAAAUGCAACAAACGUUUCUCCAAGGUUCAUCGAUCGACGGGUUUUGAUCAGCAUUCAUUGGAUAUCGAUCUCUUGGAUGGCCGUGCCUCUGGUUUCAACAUUAUUCGCCCGUUACGUCAUGCUGGUCCCUUCAACUCCAGUUGACUAUAGUCUUGAAGGCUUGCCAUUCAGCGUCGAAAAUAAACUCAGAUAUCUUACAGAGCACGAGUGCGGAUAUGCCGCAUUUGCUGUCGCCAUUGUAUGGCUGGUUCUUGGUCGCUGGAUUGAACGCUACACUGGUCGCAGCUAUCUUCGAGGCAUGCUGGAGCAUCAGUUGACAAUUGACAAAUCUAGCAAGUCUUUCUACGUGAAACGCUUUCAAAGAUGGUACAUGAGGGUGUGGGAUACAAUUUGCCCCCUCUUCCUGCAGCGAUUGGUUUUUUUGGUACCUUGGAAUCGCCGAAAGCCAAAUGAUGUUAUGAAGCAUGCCGUUUUCUGGCGUGGUCUAGUAUCACUGGAACAGCAAACUACAUUCGACGCUAGAAAGGGCCAUUCACCAAUCCUGCUGACAUGCGGUGACCCAAAAAUAGACAUUGGAGAAGAAUCAAACGGUUGCAAGGCAUUUGUGGGCAUUCUUGUUGCAUUUGGUUCAUUUUGGAUUUCAAGUCCUCACAUUUUGCUAAAUGCAAUGAGUAUCUUCACGACUGGCAUGAGCUUGGGAGUGGGCAUUUCACUUCAGCCAAUGGAAGUUGGGCGAGAUGAGCUAACAUAUCGAAAAACUGGUUCGUUUUUAAAGACAGUCAAUAUGACCACCGUGGUUCAAUUGAGCUGUUUAGUGGGUCAGAUGGUUGGUAGCUCUGGGGGCAUUCUGUUCUUAGCUGAGUUCAUUGUGACUUCAGUUAGCAUACUUCUGGGUGGUGCUGGCACCAUGUCUAUUGACACGAUGCAAUCAUGGUUUACGUUUGUUUUUUAUUCAACCUUUGCUGCGUUUGGCUAUGCCAUUGGUAGAGCAGCUAUCGAACGAGGAAUCAAGCAGCAAAAGCACUGUCGAUCGUUGAUAUUUUUAUUCGUAUCAAUUUGCUUAGCAUCUUGCGCUGUCUGCAUUCCCUGGGAGUUCCCAGUGCCGUUGAUCAUUCAUCGACCCGCAAUCGGGAAUCGAUCUGAGCAGGGAAGCAUAUACAGCGCAAAACACUUGCAGUGA